Molecule: messenger RNA, 2013 nt
Organism: Rotaria sp. Silwood1
Lineage: Eukaryota; Metazoa; Rotifera; Eurotatoria; Philodinida; Philodinidae
Source: the annotation of a GenBank genome assembly
AUGGAUCAAUUUAAAAAACUCUAUCAUGAAUAUUGUAAAACUUAUCAUGUUGAACCUAAUGAAUUACUUUUAGGUGAAAUUCAAAAAGUUUCUGGUGAAGAUAAUAAAACAAAAAGUUUAAAUUUAUCAUCAUUCAAUAUUUCCGAAGCACAAUGUACUAUAUUAGGAAAAAUACUUACACAUGAUUUUAUAUUUACUAGUAUUCAUCUUAAUGAUUGUAAUUUAUCAAGUGAUGCUUUACAGGCUCUUCUACAUGGACUUACAACUAAUACAGCAUGUAAAGCAUUAGAAUUAAAGGGAAAUGGUAUUCAAGGAGCUGGAACUGAAGCAUUAGCUAAAGUAUUAAGAAAAAAUCAAACACUUCGAAAUUUACGAUUAGAAUGGAAUCAACUAGGUUCAAUGAAUACUCCAGCAUUUAGUAUUUUUUGUGAUGCACUUGCAGAUAAUAAAUCAUUAAUUGAUCUUGAUUUACGUAAUAAUGAUAUAAAUCAUGUUGGUGGUUCAGAAUUAGCAUCAGCUCUAAAACGAAAUACAACAUUACGUGCAUUAGAUCUUCGUUGGAAUAAUGUUGGACUCAUUGGUGGUCGAGCUCUAUUAGUUUUAUGUCAAUCAAAUUCAACUUUAAAUGAAUUACAAUUAAUUGGUAAUAAUAUUCCUGAUGAUAUUAUGCAGAGUAUUGCUAAUGCAUUAUCAAAAAAUACUGAACAACAUCAAAUACAUUUUGGACAUUCACAAAAUAUGGCUAUACUUUCAAGACAAUUACAAAAUGUUCAUGAAGAAAAAGAUCGUCAAAUAACAACAACAUUAACACGUAUGUCACUUCAAGAACAAGCAAUGCUUAAAGCAAAUAAAUCAUUAGCUGAAAAAUUAAAAAAAUUACAAGAUGCAUUAGAUGAACGAAAAUUAUCAUUUAAUGCAUUAUCAUCAAAAAAUACUUUACUUGAAGCAGAUUUAACUGUAGCUAAACAACAAUAUGAUGAUAUACAAAAUGUUAUUAAAAAAAUGGAAAUUGAUAAACAAGAAUUAAUAUAUAAAAUUCGAAGAGAAUGUAAACAAGAAAAAGAUGAACUAAUUGAUAUUCAAGAAAAACUUCAACGAGAUUUAAAUGCAAGUCUAGAAAUUCAACGACGUUUAAAUGAAAAAAUUCAAGAUCUUGAACGAAAAAAUGAUAAACUUCAAACAACAGUUCAUGAACUUGGAGAAACUAUAACCAUCAAUGAACGUGACUAUCAAAUAAAAUUAACUGCAUUAGAUGAUGAAAAUCAACGAUUAAAAUUAAAACAGAAAGAAGAUUUAAAAGAUCGUGAAUUAAUAACAAAUCGAGAUAUACAACGUUUAAAAGAAGCUCAUUCAUCAACAGAACAAACAUUAAAAGAACAACUAACUAAACUUGAAAAUAUUCGUACAUCACUCGAACGAGAAAUCAAUUCACUUAAAUCUAAUUUGUCAACACAAAAAUUAGCUCAUGAUGAAACACUUCAAGAAGAAAAAAUUCGAAUUAAAAAUAACGAAGAAAAAAAACAACAAGAACUUGAAGAUCGGAUACAUACAUUAACUACUUCAAAAGACGAACUUGAAUCUCGUUAUAAUCAACAAUUAAUUGCUUAUCGAGAACUUCAACAGAAACUAAAUUUUCAAUCAGUUGAAAUUGAAUCAUUUAAACGACAAAUUGAAUCAAUACAAAUGACAAUUCAUGAUAAAGAUACAGAAAUUCUUGAAACUCGUGAAAAAACUAAAACAGAUUAUGAAAAAAAAUUACGUUCAAUUCAAAAAGAUAUUGAUAUGAAUGAUGAAUUAAAAGAUCGUAUUAAACAAUUAGAAAAUGAAUUAAAAGAUCAACGUUUUAAUGAUCGAAAUACAAUUCGUGAACUUGAAAGUCGUGUAGCUGAAUUACAAACAACAUUAAAGCACCGUGAUCAAGAAAUAAGUCGUUUAAAACUUGAUGAAGAACAAAGAUUACAUUUUCUACGUUCUGCUAUUAUUGAUUAUAUUGGUACAGGAGCCAACACAUAA